CCCUCACAGGCACGCACUCUGUCAGUGGAGGAGAGGGUUUCGAAAUCCAGCUGUAGCUCAAAGUGAUCGCCUCCUUGGGCAUACCCAUCUAAGAGGAUUCUGCCCUUAUACCCUCGUGGCACUUUCUUUUGUUGUUCUGAACCUGUUGGACUCUUCUUAUCCUCCACUCGGGUUUGGGAUACAGUGAGUGUUCCGCUGAAGAAUAUCUGAAGUUUGUUUUGCAUGGCUGAAGCACCUGCCUAUGACUCAUUUGUGCUUUUUAAUAUUGACAUGAUCUGUGAGUCCUAACACACAUGACACGGCUAGAGCAUUAAUUUCUGGUCAACUGGAAUUGCUGUACAAGGAUUUUUACCAGCAAGCUAAUAGGAGUAAACUCUUAGGAGAAACCAUGAGUUGGACUCAUUCUAAAUGCUAAACGUCUGUCUGCUUGGAGCUACGCCAUCAGUGGAAUCCAAUCAAGAGAUGACCACUGUGUCUGUGGAGCCCAUAGUGGCGAUGGUGGAAAAGAUUUCCAAUGUCACUGAGAGUCCAGUAGAAAGUUCCCCAGAAGACAUGGCUGCCACGUUCACCAUUGGCACCAUCCUGUCCCUAAUGUGUCUGGUGGGUGUGUCCGGAAAUAUCUACACGCUGGUUGUCAUGUGCCACUCCAUGCGCUCAGCUGCUUCAAUGUACAUCUACAUCAUCAACCUGGCAAUGGCUGAUCUGCUCUACUUGCUCACAAUCCCAUUUGUAGUGUGUACACAUUUCCUGAAAGGAUGGUACUUUGGGGACAUAGGAUGUCGGAUCCUUAUCAGCAUGGACUUCCUUACAAUGCAUGCCAGCAUUUUCACACUGACUGUCAUGAGCACAGAACGUUACUUCGCCGUACUCAAGCCUCUGGAUACAGUCAAACGCUCAAAAAGCUACAGAAAAGCAAUCGCACUGCUGGUGUGGACUGCCUCAUUGAUCCUCACAUUACCCAUGAUCAUCAGCGUCCAGCUCAUGACAAUGAACUCCAAGCAAAUGUGCAACCCCACUCUGAGUCCUCUCUCUUACAAAAUCUACAUCUCCUUUCUCUUUGGCACAAGCAUUGUAGCUCCAGGGGUGAUUAUCGGGUACUUGUAUAUACGCCUGGCAAGAACCUACUGGAUCUCCCAAACUGAGACUUUCAAGCAGACUAAGAAGCUUCCAAACCAGAAGGUCCUGUAUCUGAUCUUUACCAUUGUGCUCCUGUUCUGGGCCUGCUUCUUACCUUUUUGGAUCUGGCAGCUUCUGAAUCAGUUCCAGCCCACAUUGGAUCUCUCCACCAAGGCCAAGCGCAACAUCAACUAUCUAACCACAUGCCUAACCUACAGCAACAGCUGCAUCAACCCGUUCCUCUACACUUUGCUCACCAAGAACUACAAGGAAUACCUUCGCAAGAGACAGAGGACUUGGACGGCUGGCAGCUACCUUAACCGGCGGAAUCGUUUUCAGCGGUCACCUCGUCGCUCCUUGUCAUCCAGCAGUCAGCAGUGCACAGAGAGCUUUGUGCUCGCACAUACCUCUCGCACCAACAACAGCAGCCUCUGAGGGAAAGAAGACUGUCUGGGGCAGGACAAGAGCAAAGCGAGCCAAGAUGUCUGGUAUCUCCCUCAAACAGAAGAGGGAGAGCAAAGGAGGACCAGAGCAGGCAAGAGAAGAAAAGAAAGUCAUGGCACACAGAAGACUCCUAUGUUAAGAGGCCAAUUGGAGAGGAUGGAGUUGCUCGCCUCACCUGUUGUUUCAUUUCAAUCCUCAAUGACUUUUGAAAAACCAAUUCCCGGUUGAUCUGUUCCCUGUGCUGUAAUCACCCUGAAAGCGGGUUGAUUUAUUUGACUUAUUUAUUUUCAUAUCAUCCUUCAGACUCUGUCAUCAAAGAUGAAAUUUCAGAGCAUUACCAAGAGAAAAAUGUGACAACUUUCAUCUCUCCCAAGUGACUUACUAUGAUGAGAAUCAUUUCCUUCAAAUAACUGCAAUCAGAACCUAUCCGAACAUGACUCCUGCGAAAGAUCACAUCAAAAAAGAGGCGUAUUUCCUAGAACAAAAUGGCUUUCUUUCAUAUUUAUGAAAGAUUCUUGCUCUGUUUGAUCUUGUGAGUCGCGUUUGACAGGAAGAUAUUCCAUUUGAUUUGUUUUUGAUUCUCUGAUGAUCUUCAUGGUAGGGUUCUAAGUGGCGAUGCAGUCAUAUAAAGCCCUCAGGAACACUGUGGGAAGGACUUCUGAGUACACUUUUAUUUUUCAGAGAGCUGUAUUCCAAUCCCCGGGCCUGUCAGACGGAUUCUCUCUGACCAGCAAGGAUUCUGUCUUCUCCAUCCUAUUUUUGACAAGACCGGAGGAUUUACGUUGACCUCGGACUGACCCGAGAGCUGUUUCUCCAACCUACAAUGCAGAGGAUGCUUGGCUUUGACUUUUAAUGACUUUGACAUUUAUACUUCCCAUACUGAUAAGUCAGUGCCUGUCCAGAUGGAAGGUCUGUAUACAUAUAGGACAUACAAUAAACGCAAUGCGCACAGUGUGAGCACUGCAGAAGGAAACUCAUCAUCUUGGCAACUUUAACUUCCUGACUCUAAAGGAAUAGAUUAUUUAUCUUAAUGCACAAUGGCAAAAUGGCGCUUAUUGUUGUUGGACUCAGUCUUGUUUUACACAAAAAAUAAACAGGAAAGUACUGCCCAAAUGUCGCUUUGGUAUGCUGAAUCUGAAAAAUCUGAGAAUUUUGUAUAGAGAGCUGAAAUAUACUUGGUAACACGUUACAAUAAAGUACAACUUUUUGACAAUAGUUAACAAGUUGCAUUAGGUAUGUAACUCUUAAAAAAAAAUAAAAAAUCAGUAGUAUUUUCUAUCACGUACAAUGUAAGUCACUGAGUGUCACCAUCAACUGUUUAGUAAAUAACAUUUUUCAAAAUAUCUUCAAUGUAUUAAGCUGAUGGAACUACUCUUUUAACAUUAUAGUUAACUAUUUUGAACUAACAUUGAUCAAUAUCUGAAAAGUUUAUAUAUCUUAAUUUUAAGACAAAACAUGUCAUGUUGUAUCUGCAAAAAUAAAAUUCACUAUGUGAACUAACUUGAAUAUUCUUAACAUAAUUUCUAACUUAAUAAUAGGUAAUAAAUGCUGUAAACAAGAGACUGCUCAAUGUAAGUUCAUUUUAGUUAAAGCAUAGACUUCAUUCUAAAGAGAUGAUGAUAAUAAAUAGAAACCAUGCAUACUUGUGCAUUAACUAAUGUUCAUUGCACAUUGUCAGAUUGUAAAGUGUUACCAGGAACUUAAUGUUUGUUUUGUAUUUAUAUUAAAUUUAGAUGGGCAGAUUACUUGUUGUAAAUAUUACAGAUGUUAUUUAAUUUUUAAUUUUGCCUUCAUCUUUGUUUACACAACAGCUAAGGGCAAUCAAAGAUCAGGUGAAGAACACAAAUAUGUAUUAUACAAAAUAAUAAAGAAUAUAUGAAGAAAGCCUUUUUGCACCUAUUGCACAAAAAAAAAAAAAAAAAAUACAUAUACUCAAUGGCCACUUUAUUAGGUAAAGUCCAACUGCGAACUGUUCAACUGCUCGUUAACAAAUAUCCAGUGAGUGGCAGUUCUGUGGGCUCAAAUGUCUUGUUUGAGGAGAGUGGGCCGACUAGUUCGAGCUGAAAGAAAGGCAACAGUAACACAAAUAACCACUCGUUACAACCGAGAUAUGCAGAAGAGCAUCUCUAAACGCAAAACAAGUUCAACCUUGAAGCGAAAGGGCUACAGCUGCAGAAGAGCAUACUGGGCGGUCAGCAAAGAGCUGAUACUCCGGUCAGCAAAGAACAUGAAACUUAGGCUACAGUUCGCAUAGGCUCAUCAAAAUUGGACAAUAAAAAAUUAGAAAAAUGUUACCUAGUCAAAUGUUUCUCGAUUUCUGCUACGACAUUCCAAUGGCAGGGUCAGAAUUUGGCAUUAACAACAUAAAAGCAUGGAUCCAUCCUGCCUUGUAUCAAAAGUUCAGGCUGGUGGUGUAAUGGUCUGGGGGACAUUUUAUUGGCACACAUUCUGCCCAUAAGUACCAAUUGAGCAUUGUUCAGAGUACCAGUACCAGAGUAUUGUUGCCGACCAUGUCCAUCCCUUUAUGGCCACAGUGAACCCAUCUUCUGAUGGCUACUUUCAGCAGAAUAACACACCAUGUCAUAAAGCACAUUUCCUUAACAUGACAAUGAGUUUACUGUACUCAAACGGCCUCCACAGUCACCAGAUCCCAAUCCAAUAGACCACCUUUGGGAUGUGGUAGAACAAAAGAUUCGCUUUAUAGAUGCGCAGCCAACAAAUCUGCAGCAACUACAUGAUGCUAUCAUUUCAAUAUGGACCAAAAUCUCUGAGGAAUUUUCCAGUACCUUGUUGAAUCUAUGCUACAAAGGAUUAAGGCAGUUCUGAAGGCAAAACUGGGUCCAACCUGAUACUAAUAAAGUAGCCGGUGAGUGUAAAUAUGAUAAAAUUAGUGUGGAAAUCAGUAGAAGAAGCUUUCAAUGAAGCAAAAGAAUAGUUUCAAGGCUAAAUUGUGUACCUCAAGAGAAAAUGACUUGUUUCCAAAUGACUAAAACAGCCAUUUUUUUAUCGACUUGCUUUGUAGCAAGGUAAUUUUUUUCUUUCAUAAGAUUAAUAAUGGAUGUGCUUUUGGAAAUUUUUGCGCAAAUACAAACAACUAGAGACAAUUUAAAUGAAGUGCAGGAAUUCAAAAGCAAUGCUUUCUUGAAGCUGUUUGAUUGAGGCCUACACAGAUAUUUCCACAUUUUCUCUCUGUGUCUUUGUUUUAAUCGUGCUGUAGUGAUGACAUUUUUUCAUAUUUGUCAUUUCUUAGUCUAUGUGCAAUUGCAACAAUUCUCACUGUAUUUAAAAGACUCAAUGAUGCUUGCUGAGCAAUGUACCUUAUAUGCACUUAAUAAACAUGUUCAGUAAACAGUGGCACUACUUCU
Danio rerio (zebrafish) is the source of this 4925-nucleotide messenger RNA. The record is from RefSeq and is a predicted model, not a curated record. Lineage: Eukaryota; Metazoa; Chordata; Actinopteri; Cypriniformes; Danionidae.